Molecule: messenger RNA, 865 nt
Organism: Rhea pennata
Lineage: Eukaryota; Metazoa; Chordata; Aves; Rheiformes; Rheidae
Gene: RBIS
Product: ribosomal biogenesis factor
Exons: 3
Coding region: 24-272 (82 amino acids)
Biological process (GO): ribosome biogenesis
Cellular component (GO): nucleolus
Source: RefSeq, a predicted model, not a curated record
UCAGGCGCGGCGGCGGCGCGGCCAUGGCGAAGAGCCGGCGGCGGGCGCGGGCCUUCGGCGGGGCCGGCGCGAGGGCCAGGGCCAGGGGCCGGGCGCGGCCCGUCACCACGGCGCUGCGCAAGAUAAAUAUUAUAAACAAUGAGAAAGUCAGAGCACUAAAUAAAGUAUUUACAGAAGUUCAGAAAGAAGUAAAGCAUCUAUCAAAAGACAUGGAAGCAGAGCCUCAAAAGGAACAUCAGGACAGAAAAAAGCAGUGGGCCAGUAGGAAGUAAAGAUGAAUCCAUGCUGGCUGUUAGGUGAAGCAGAACAAUUAGUGCAGUAAUGUGGCCACAAGUUUUAUUUACUGUGCCUGAGGGGGUCAAGUGUCUGUAUGGCUGGGAGCACCAGGAUCAGCACCAAAUACCUUAGGAAGAGGCUGUGAAGAAAAGGAACUGCAGAUGACAGAGCCUCCAGCAGAGCCUCCAGCACAGGAUGAAGCUGAGCAAGGGUUUCAAGGCAGCUGGUGCCAUUGGCCUUAGCCCUGCUGGCUUACAUAUGGCUGGGAAUUCAGACUGCUCUUCAUGUGCUAGUUCAUGACAUAACCAUGAAUUUGAUCACCCAGGCUGUAAGUAACAGUAUUUCUUCCAGUGUUUCAAAAUUAUGCUGUCCAGAGCAUAACUCCCUCAACUAAAAGCUGAGCCUGUUUCCAUUCAUGUUAUUGGCACAAUGUUUUGUCUUUCUCCCGUAGCAAACAGUACUGGCAACUGAUCUGUCAGAUUUAGUGAAUCUUUUAAUCUCCCCCAAAUUAUUGAAUUAUGACUGCAUAAUUAGCCUAAAUUAAAUAUAUCAAAGACUAACCUAGACAGCAGAUACUUAAUAAAUCUUU